This is a messenger RNA of Dracunculus medinensis (Guinea worm), 441 nucleotides long. NCBI's taxonomy places the organism in Eukaryota, Metazoa, Nematoda, Chromadorea, Rhabditida, Dracunculidae. The record is from the annotation of a GenBank genome assembly.
AUGAACAUCAUCGUGCAAUUUUUAAUCCUCAAUCAUUUUCUUGGUACGAAAUAUACUUUAUGGGGAAUCGGCGUUCUCAACGAUCUUUUGCAAGGUCACAAAUGGACUGAAAGUGGGCAUUUUCCACGGGUGACCUUUUGUGACGUGGUUAUUAGGGAAUUAGGUAAUAUAAAUCGUAAAACUGUCCAAUGUGUAUUAAUGAUUAAUAUGUUCAAUGAGAAAAUAUUCAUUGCCAUUUGGUUUUGGUUAUUAAUUAUCGGUACACUUACACUAAUAAAUUUGAUUUAUUGGUCCGUAAUAAGUUUUGUACCUCAGUUUUCAAGAGAUUUCAUUGGACAUAGCCUGGUUAGUGCUUUUUCUAACAAAAUCAAGCAACAAACAAAAUCCUUCCUUUUAAUCAAUGUUAUUCCUAAUCCUUUUUCCAGUCUUCUAUUUUGUUAA